Molecule: messenger RNA, 3517 nt
Organism: Quercus robur (English oak)
Lineage: Eukaryota; Viridiplantae; Streptophyta; Magnoliopsida; Fagales; Fagaceae
Product: receptor-like protein EIX2
Exons: 2
Coding region: 182-3073 (963 amino acids)
Molecular function (GO): protein binding
Source: RefSeq, a predicted model, not a curated record
CCUGCGUACUGUGUCUGCAUUUGUGUGUUUUAUCUUAUAUUCUAUUCGUCUAUCGGGCAAGUGUUUCUCAUUGAAGGAAAGGUUAUAAAUGUGGUUGGUGGUAGGGGUUUGAGAACAUAAAAAAGACGCACUACUUUCUCUGUGUUGUCCUCAUCCUGAUCUUCUUCAUAUCAAUUGUGAUAUGUUGGUCAUGACUAUGAUCAUGGGUGGAAGGUCCUUUAAGCUUCCUUAUGCAUUUUUAACGCUUUUCGUUUUAGUGCACUUGAUAAGAUUAGCCCUUGGCGGAGUCAUUCCAGGGGUUGGAGAUGCUAACAACAUCAGCUGCCCAGAAGGUGAGAGACAAGCGCUGCUUGAGUUCAAAAGAGGAAUCAGUGAUCCCUAUGGCGAUCUCUCUUCAUGGGGAAGCGAAGAUGAAAAAAAGAAUUGUUGCAACUGGCAAGGAAUUCGCUGCAGCAACCAAACAGGUCAUGUAGUUCAGCUUCAGCUUGGUUUUGAUUAUUUGGGAGGUAUGAUUAGUCCUUCACUACUGGAGUUGCCUUAUUUGACUUAUUUGGAUCUCAGUAACAAUAAUUUUAAUCAUAGCCAUAUCCCAGAGUUCAUUGGUUCUCUAAGUAACUUAGAAUACCUUGAUCUCUCUUCGUCCAAUCUUAGUGGGCCAAUUCCCCGUCAGUUUGGAAACCUUUCACGCUUGCAAUACCUUGAUCUCUCUUCGUCCAAUCUUAUUGGGCCAAUUCCACAUCAGCUUGGAAACCUUUCACGCUUGCAAUACCUUGAUCUCUCUUCGUCCAAUCUUAUUGGGCCAAUUCCACAUCAGCUUGGAAACCUUUCACGCUUGCAACGUCUUCAUCUUGGCGGGAAUGAAUUGACAAAAUUUGAAAAUCUCGAAUGGUUGUCUCAUAUGUCUUCAAUAGAAGAUCUUGACCUAAGUUCUACAGAUUUCAGUGUUGCCAAUGACUGGCUUGAAGUUGUGAGUAGUCUCCCUAAUUUAAAAACCUUGGAUAUAUCGGCCUGUAAUCUUCAUCUAACGAGUCUUUCAUCUUUUUCCCAAUUUAAUCACUCAAAAUCUUUUACUUCUCUUGAAAGUCUGCAACUCGAUUAUAAUGAAAUUAAUGACAUUCCAAAAUUCUUUGGGGAUAUAUGUACUUUACAUGAAUUGGGUUUGUCAAACAACAAUCUCAAUGGACAACUCAUUGAGCAUAUCAAUGACUUGUUUGGAUGUGCAAAAGACUCACUAGAGGUUUUGGGGUUAGCAAGGAACCAAUUAUGGGGAUCAUUGCCUGAUUUUGCAAUGUUUCCAUCAUUAAAAGAGAUUGAUCUUUCGUCCAACAAAUUAAAUGGGACUAUGUCCAAAACCAUUGGAAACCUUCAUAAUCUGGAGCAUUUGGAUGUUUCGUUGAAUUAUUUGCAAGACGUCAUCUCUGAAGCACAUUUCUCAAACCUUUCCAAAUUAUUGUCAUUGGACUUAUCUGGUAAUUCUCUUACCCUUGAAUUUGACUUCAAUUGGGUUCCCCCUUUCCAAUUGCAACAAUUAUAUUUGCGAUCUUGUAAGUUAGGGCCUAGAUUUCCAAAUUGGAUCCGAACCCAAAGGAAUGUUACCAUCCUUGACAUCUCCAAUGCUCAAAUUUCUGAUACCGUUCCAGCAGAGUGGUUUGCGAACUUGCCUCCUCAAUUAUAUAGGUUAAAUAUUUCUAGCAACCAAAUACAUGGACAGCUACCUAAUUUGUCGAAAAUGAGUUCGAGUGGACUGAAAUUUGAUUUGAGUGCUAACCGUUUAGAGGGUCCACUACCACUUUUUUCAACUACUGUCAGCUCCUUGAAUCUCUCCAAAAAUCGCUUUUCGGGGCCACUUUCACCUCUUUGUAAAAUCAAUGAUUGGGGAUUGAGUUUUCUAGACCUAUCUGAUAAUCUAUUAUCUGGGCAACUUCCUAAUUGUUUUAUGGAUUGGUCGGAUCUGGUUAUCUUGAAUUUGGCAAACAACAAUUUCUCUGGUGAAGUUCCAAGCUCUUUCAGCUUCUUGUCGAAUCUCCAGUCAUUGAGUCUACAUAAUAACACUUUCUCUGGAGAUUUUCCUAAUUCCUUGAAAAAUUGUAGCAACUUGAGAUUUAUGGACUUGGGAAACAAUAGAUUCUCUGAAAAAAUACCAGCAUGGAUUGCAGAAGACCUGCCACAAUUGAUUGUUCUUAUCCUACGUUCCAAUAAGUUUAGUGGAAGCAUACCAUGGGAUACAUGUAAGUUGAAAUAUUUACGAAUCUUGGAUCUCUCUUUAAAUGACAUCUCUGGAACUAUACCACAGUGCCUCAAUAAUUUCACUGCCAUGGCUCACAAAGCUGACUCUUCGACUAAUCUUUUUGAGGGUUUUUUUAUUAGCGGAUUAUAUAUUGGAGAUUAUGUUGACAGUGCUAUGGUUGCAUGGAAAGGAAGGGAGUACGAGUUUGGCAAAAAUCUUGGACUGCUAAAGAUCAUUAACCUUUCAAGUAACAACCUGACAGGAAAACUUCCUACUGAAAUCACUAGCAUAUUGGAGUUAGUUGUACUAAACGUAUCCAAAAACAACUUAUUUGGAGAAAUUCCGCAAACAAUUGGUCAGUUGAAGCACUUAGAAUCAUUUGAUAUGUCAUGGAAUCAGUUUUCAGGUGAAAUCCCAUCAAGUAUGUCAGAAUUACAGUUUUUGAGCUACCUAGACCUAUCUUUCAACAAUUUAUCUGGAAAAAUUCCUUCAGGCACUCAACUCCAAGGCUUUAAUGCAACUUGUUUUACUGGAAAUGAGGCUCUCUGUGGGCCUCCACUGACAGCAAAGUGUCCAGGUGAAGAAACAUCAAAUCAAAGUUUACCAACUGACAAUGGCAGUACUGAAGAUGAGGAGGACAAUAGAGAUGAAUUCAAGAAACGGUUUUAUGUUGGAGCAGGAAUUGGAUUUGCUAUAGGUUUUUGGGGCAUAUGCAGUUCUUUGAUUCUAAAGCGGUCAUGGAGACAUGCUUAUUUCUUAUUAUUGGACAACAUGAAGGAUUGGCUAUACGUAACAAUGGCGGUGAACAAAGCAAGAUUUUGGAGGAUAUUUCAGAGGCAGGGGUAACCACUUUUAAUGUGAGGUUAACAAAGAAGUAGCAGAGAUUGCCACUGAAGGCGAUACAUUUAACCUGGAUGGUAAAUUUCACUUAGCAAUUGCAUGAAGUUGAAGAGGUUCUAAUUCUAUCUAGUGCCUUUACUCUAAUGGUUUUCUUUUACCUUGGUGUUAAUGUCUGUCUACUGCAGCUGCACAUGUAUACAUGAGUGUCAGGACUCGUUUGUAAUAUUUGUGUGGGGGUGGUCUGGAUGAUUUAUUUUAUUGCCUUUUCUCUCAUCACCAUCAUUGUCAGCUUCAAUAAUGUAAAUUUACAAACAGAUCAUAUGUAAUUUUAAUUUAGUUGAAGUGUACUUGUACCUUCGAUUGUGAUGUUAUUGGUGGUUAUUAGCCAUGUGGCCCCUCUUUCGGGGGCAUUUAGACAUUGUUGAAUGGAUAUGCGUGUUAGUUGAAGAA